GUAGCAUCUCUAUUAACCCUCUCGGCGCCGGGGCGGGUUGGGUGUUGGAGAUCCUCAGCCCGGAGGGUGCAGGCCUUAGAACUCACAGUGACCCGAAGCCCAUCUCUACUCCUCACGCAGAUCUGAUAUAAAGGGCUCUUUAUAUCAGAUGCGAGGGACACAGCGCCCUGACCCAGUUAAUGUCACCUGUCCUUACUGUCACUACCAGGGAGGCCUCCUUGGCAGCGCCUCACUUUCACAGUCCCUUUCCUCGGCCUGCUUUUGUCACCAGCAACACCCGACAUUUUUAUUUUCUUGCUUCUACUGUCUUUCGUUCUCUCCAACGGAUAAUGUUAGCAGCGUCCAAGGAGCUUCCAGAUGGAAAGGCUCAGCCAGGGGCUUCCCUAUCUCCCGGAGCAGGAACGAGCGGGCCUCCAUGGGAGAAUGGCGCGUCACUCCCGCUUGUCAGCCCAGGGACCCACGCGGGACCGUGGAGGCUGAGGUGAGCACGGCGCAGGACCGCUUGCGGACUACACGGCGGACGCGGCCCGAGGCGGGAUGGCCAGGCGCUGCAACACGCCGCGCUAGCCUGCCUGGGGAGGGCACAACUCCCAAACUGGCUGACCAACAAGCAGUGAACGUCCUGCCUCAGCCUCCAGAGCACCAGCACAAGGAUUACAGGGGUGUGGUGGCUGCAGUUUGCAUCCCUCCAAGAUCUCCGAGAAACUCCGAGACCUGCCUGCUCCCUGCUGUCCCCGGGUGCUAGCGUCACUUCCCUGCGGCCUGCUGCACAAGCACAGUCAUGCUCUCAGAGGCCUUCCAUAGAUGGCUUCGAACAACCUUCCUGCUGCCAGCCUUGAACUGCUGUCCCAGCUUCCAGAGAUCCAGAGAUCUCAGCCCUUUUGCUCCCACCCCCUAAUUGGCCCAGUACCCCGGUGGACCUGACUUCUUUCCUAGGAAAGAAAUGGAGACAAAGGUGUUAUCUCCCUCCCCCCAGCCCUGUGUGCAAGGCUGGAAGGCUGUAGCAGGAGGAUCACCACAAGUUCAAGGGCAGCCUGGACAACAUAGAGAUCCUGUCUCAUAGAAAAAAAAAUUGUAUCUCAAUAUAGUUAUUUUGGGGGCUGGGGAUUUAGCUCAGCGGCAUAAGCGCCUGCCUUGCAAGCAGGCAGUCGUGAGUUCGAUCCCUGGUACCAAUAAAAAAAAAAAGACAAAACAAACAAACAAAUCAAUAUAGUUAGUUUUCUUAGGUGUGAUUGCGCUGUGGUGUUUAUGAAGAAUUGGAAUUACUUUGUGCAAAAGAAAACCUGAAAUUACUAAGCACAAGGCUCUGAGUUUGAUUCUUGAUACUAAAAAAGACACUCAAUAAAGAACUGAAAUUACUUUUUUUUUUAAAUUUAAGAGGAAAAAGAGAAAAACAAAACAAAACAAAGCGGUGUAAGGGUACACGUAAUACAGAACUACAAAAAAAAAACAUAACAGUAAGAAAUCACCUUUUGAUAACACAUUGGAAUAUAAAGCCAAUGUGGCACUUGAUCAAGAAUACAGUAGUUAAAUGGAGCCAGGCAUGGUGGUGUACGCCUGUAAUCCCAGUACUCAGGAGGUUGAGGCUGGAGGAUCCAUGCAAGUUCAAGGCCUUCCUGGGCUACAUAGUGAGACCCUGUCUCAAAAAGAAAGAAAGAGCCUGGGGAUUUAAUGCAGCAGUUCAAGCGCUUGUCUAGUAAGCUCGAGGUUGUGAGUUUGAUCCCCAGUAGCAAAAAAAUGUUUAAAAAAUAGAAAGAAAGAAACAUUGGCACCUUUCAGAACUACUUUCCCUUCUAGGUAUCCCCAUCCCCACCUACACUGUCUUGUCUUAGGUUCAGGACUCCGUUACCCAUUUCUAAUUAUAACCAACGUUGUCUUCACAAACAUUAUCCAACAUAACCCUUGCAUCCAGUGAGAGGAAUGCAGCCCAAAGAACCAAGCCUCUAACAACCUCCAUGUGAGCCUCAAGCUAAAGGCCUCCAUUACCCCUUUAAUCUUCUCUGCAACCCUGUGUCAAAGGGUUUACUACUAUCUGCAUCUUGCAGCAGAAGAUAUAGGCUCAGGGUCAACACAAGAAACAGCAGAGCUGCAAUUCCAACCUGAGUUCUUUGACCCUGAGUCAUUCCCCCCACACACACACACUGGAGCUCUGCUUUCACACAGCAGCACCUGCCCUGGGGCAGGCUGGUGUCCAGGCUGCACAUUCUCCAAGAGUGUGCUGUCCAUAUGGGGGAGUGUGUGAGCCAGUGGCGCCCUGACCAGAUUAAAAGAAGAUGCUUAUCGCAUUACCUUGGGUCUGUCUUCCUUUCAAAAAACCAGACUGUAUGGAGGAUACCAUGUAUAAUAAAGAGUAAAAAUACACGAAA
Molecule: messenger RNA, 2366 nt
Organism: Cavia porcellus (domestic guinea pig)
Lineage: Eukaryota; Metazoa; Chordata; Mammalia; Rodentia; Caviidae
Exons: 4
Coding region: 149-745 (198 amino acids)
Source: RefSeq, a predicted model, not a curated record